Molecule: messenger RNA, 1658 nt
Organism: Pangasianodon hypophthalmus (striped catfish)
Lineage: Eukaryota; Metazoa; Chordata; Actinopteri; Siluriformes; Pangasiidae
Gene: reep6
Product: receptor accessory protein 6
Exons: 7
Coding region: 161-799 (212 amino acids)
Source: RefSeq, a predicted model, not a curated record
UGCUUAAAGCGGAUUGAGUGGAUGGGAAUUACGGCUUGUCCUGUCAGCUAAACUCCUCUUCGUUACUUGUAGCAUGUUUCCAUUAAAUUCAUGUAUCUACAUUUAACUGUUUAACUUAAAAGGAGAAAGUAUUAUCAAUGGUAUAUGACGACACCUUUACAUGAUACAUGUCACCAUGUUUUCCUUUUUUUCCAAGCUAAAAGAGCGCGUCGAUACUUUUCUCAACGAGAAGAACUUUGUUACCGAUUUCCUCAACAAAAUCGAAGAAAAGACUGGAAUUAAGAAGCGUUUGCUUGUAGUAGGAGCUGCCUCUGCAACAGGACUGUAUUUAUUGGUUGGAUAUGGGGCCUCCCUGAUCUGCAACUUGAUUGGCUUUGUUUAUCCUGCAUACUAUUCCAUUAAGGCUAUUGAGAGUCCAAACAAAGACGAUGACACACAGUGGCUGACUUACUGGGUGGUGUAUGGAUUCUUUGGCGUGGGAGAAUUCUUCUCAGACAUCUUCCUGUCCUGGUUUCCUUUCUACUAUCUGUGCAAAUGCUUGUUCUUGCUAUGGUGCAUGGCUCCAGUACCCUGGAAUGGCUCUCGGGUGUUGUAUAAGCGAUUGGUGCGACCACUCUUCCUCAAACACGAAGCUACUGUGGACAACAUGGUUUGCGAUCUGAGCGGGAAGGUCAUAACAGCUGCAGAGACCGUUACGAGAGAGGUUCUUCAGACUCUGGUGAGAAACAGGACUAUUCACCCAGCUGAGCCAGCAGCCAAAGAGCUUCCUGGUCCAUCUAAUGAACUCAAGGUAGACUGAACCUCACGCAAGGUUCCACAUCCAAAGUCACAGGACAGCAAGGAAUGAAAUCCCCGGGAUGUUAGUAGACAAUACUAUAACGAGCAUAUGCAGUGUGAUUGAAGUAUGUUAUAUAAUACCAAUUAAGGAAAACACAAGAUGUCAUUUUGGCAUUGGUUUGCACAUAUUUCAAUCGUGUGUUACUUGAAGUAGUUUUGUUACUGUAUAGUCUCAACUGUUAAUCUGUUUUGCUCUGACACAGUCGUUUAAUCAUUAGGCAUAGUGGGUAACUUUGCUCCAGGGUUGUUAGUUUGAUUCUCAGGUCACUGAUGGACAUGGGACAAUGUGGGUUUCCUGUGGGUUUCCUCCCAAAAACAUGCCAGUAGGUGGAUUGGCUACAUGAUAUUCUACAUGAUAUUCUCACCUCAUACCCAGUGUUCCUGGGAUAGGCUCCGUAUCAACCACAACCCUGACUAGGAUUACAUGGAAUGAAUGAAUGAUACUGAAUCCAGGAAGUAACUGCAAUGUACUUAAGUAAUAGUAGAGGCUGACAGAAAAACAUGCGUGUUGUUUUUUGUAAGCUAUGCUUAGGUCAUGCCCACCCCCGUUAAUUUACAUCGUUUAUUUUAAUACAUUGAUAUCUCAUUUUAUUUACAUUGUUUAUUUUAAUACAUUGAUCUCUGUUUAUUUACAUUGUUCAUUUUAAUUCAUUAAUAUCUCAGUUUAUUUACAUGGUCUCUAAAUUAUACUGUCAGAAUAGCCUUUAUAAUAAUUGGAAAUGUUAUUUAUUGUUCAUUUAUAUUAACUCUUCAUUUGUUUCAUUAGUUAGAAGACAGAUGUUUUUUUACACAAUGUUAAUGCCUCCGUCUUCAAUAAAUUU